CUGCCGGACGCUGCUCUGCUGGUGGAGAAACUCCUGAGGAGGAGGACCUUCAGACCCGACCCGCAGGGCUCCAACCUCAUGUUCGCCUUCUUCGCUCAGCACUUCACACACCAGUUCUUCAAGACCUACAACCGCAUGGGCCUGGGCUUCACCAAGGCCCUGGGCCACGGGCACCUGAGCGGCUACCUGCUGCGGCUGAAGUUCGACCCCACGCUGCUCUUCGACUCGCCCUUCCAGUACGGGAACCGCAUCGCGCUGGAGUUCAGCCAGCUCUACCACUGGCACCCGCUCAUGCCCGACAGCUUCCACAUCGCCGGGGACGAGCUGCCCUACUCCCAGUUCCUCUUCAACUCCACCGUGCUCACCCACUACGGCGUGGAGAAGCUGGUGGACGCCUUCUCCCGCCAGAGGGCCGGACAGGUAACAGAGGCCACGCCCCCAACCUUUAGGAGCUCCAACCAGGUGGCCUGA
Messenger RNA from Menidia menidia (Atlantic silverside), 471 nucleotides. Lineage: Eukaryota; Metazoa; Chordata; Actinopteri; Atheriniformes; Atherinopsidae. The record is from the annotation of a GenBank genome assembly.